Molecule: messenger RNA, 282 nt
Organism: Rotaria sp. Silwood1
Lineage: Eukaryota; Metazoa; Rotifera; Eurotatoria; Philodinida; Philodinidae
Source: the annotation of a GenBank genome assembly
AUGGAAGAAUAUUCAGUUGCUGCUCAAAUAUGGAAACUGUCAUCAAUUGAUAUGUGUGAAAUAGCACGAAAUUCUGUUUUAAUGAGUGGUUAUCCGGAUGAAGUUAAAAAAGCUUGGCUUGGAGUAGAUUAUAAACAAGCUGGUAUUGCUGGUAAUGAUAUGCAUCGUUCAAAUGUACCAAAUACUCGAAUAGGUUAUCGGUAUGAUGUACUUUGUGAAGAACUUCAUUUACUUAAAGUUGCAUAUCAUAGUCGACAAGAAGUUAUCUUAUUUCAUUUAUAA